GGAGAAGCCAUCUUCUACACCAUUGAACUUUGCUCUGCUUCUACAGCAGGGGAUGAGGUGGCAUCGGGGUCCAAUGAACCUGAACUUGAAUUGAGCUGUUGUUUUGCAACUUUCCCACCCUCCGUUUGGGGUGUUACCCUCAGAAGACAAUGCUCCAACCCCGGGUGCCAAUUCGCACUCUGUGCAGGGCAUGUAGCUUUGCGAAGCCUGCUCUGCGCAGAUCAUACGCGCAAGUUGUCGACCCAGUGCACCCGAGUACAUCAGAUCUAGACGGCGCCUUUACGAGCUCCUCACUAGCCGAGCCCGAUGACCGUAUUGGCUCCGCAAAGGAGGAAGUCAAGCUCCGACGAUACACUCCUCGAACCCCAGGUAUUCGUCACUUGGUCAGACCCUUGAAUGAUCACCUGUGGAGAGGCCGUCCUUGGUUUUCACUUACAGCCCCGAAAAAGGGCCAUGCACGAGGAGGGAGAAACAACACCGGUCACGUCGUGGUCCGGCACCGUGGCGGUGGUCACAAGCGAAGGAUCAGAACCGUGGAUUUCAUGCGACAGCAGGGCGGGAAACACCUUGUCGAGCGUAUCGAACACGAUCCAAACCGCACGGCCCAUAUCGCUCUAGUGAGAAAUCUGAAGUCGAACGAACGGACAUACAUCCUGGCGGCCGAGGGUCUACGGGCCGGCGAUAUCGUCGAGAGUUAUCGAAGCGGUCUCCCAGAAGAAUUGAUCAAAGAGAUGGGUGGCACGACAGAUCUGGGUGUGGUUGCUUCGAAAACGGCGUGGAAAGGCAAUUGCUUGAAGCUUGGAAUGAUCCCAGUGGGAACGCCCAUCUUCAACAUUUGCCCGUCGAAGGACUCGGUCGCAAAAAUUUGUCGCAGUGCCGGCACACACGGAGUCAUCAUCGGCAAGGGCGAAGACAGCGUGCAAAAGGAAAUGAUCAAGCUCAUCGGUGAAACCAGCAGCAUGGACAUGACCUCCUUGACGCCCGACCAACUCAUGGACUCUUUGACUCCGGCGCAGUUGAAGAGGUUCGAAAAAGUGGCCAACUACGUGACCGUCCGCCUUGCCAGCGGUGAGGUUCGCCUCAUUGACAAGGAAGCCGUCGCCACGAUCGGUGUCGCGAGCAACGUCAACUUCAAGUACAGACAGUUAGGAAAAGCAGGGCGGUCUCGGUGGCUGGGUAUCCGUCCGACCGUUCGAGGUGUGGCCAUGAACGCGGCUGAUCACGCCCACGGAGGUGGCCGAGGAAAGUCCAAGGGUAAUCGUAUCCCCGUCAGUCCUUGGGGUAUUCCGGCCAAAUCUGGAUUCAAAACUCGACCUAGAAAGAAGAUCAACCACAUGGUUGUCACACCACGGCCUCGGAACCAAGGAAAGCGGCGGAGAGGUCAUGCUUGAAGUGGUAGAUAGGAAGAAGCCUGUACCAGUAUUUAUCAUUCCCUCUAUGUAAAACAAUCGCUGUCACAUGGGUUUUGUUCUGCUUGAUAGAUCUCUACCGCAUUGAAGCCAUUCUUGUCUGUUACAGCACUUGUGGGGUCCAAGAAUGAAAUGGAAUGUAAUGAGGUUUUAACAGAUAUUUCGUGAAAAAUUGACCAUGUCGACCAAAAAAUCUCAAUCUACCAGGUCACAAAUC
This is a messenger RNA of Exophiala oligosperma, 1626 nucleotides long. RefSeq lists its product as uncharacterized. The coding region runs from base 150 to 1391 and encodes 413 amino acids. Gene Ontology annotation, molecular function: structural constituent of ribosome; RNA binding. NCBI's taxonomy places the organism in Eukaryota, Fungi, Ascomycota, Eurotiomycetes, Chaetothyriales, Herpotrichiellaceae. Gene Ontology annotation, biological process: cytoplasmic translation. The transcript has 2 exons. The record is from RefSeq and is a predicted model, not a curated record. Gene Ontology annotation, cellular component: ribosome.